Molecule: messenger RNA, 4123 nt
Organism: Oppia nitens
Lineage: Eukaryota; Metazoa; Arthropoda; Arachnida; Sarcoptiformes; Oppiidae
Product: ATP-binding cassette sub-family C member 4-like
Exons: 9
Coding region: 281-4123 (1280 amino acids)
Biological process (GO): transmembrane transport
Cellular component (GO): membrane
Molecular function (GO): ATP binding; ABC-type transporter activity; ATP hydrolysis activity
Source: RefSeq, a predicted model, not a curated record
UGAUUCAGCUAAUUAUAUAUCGAAAACAAUUUUUUGGUGGACAUUUCCAUUUUUUCGUAAAUUUUACGGCAAACCCAUUGAAGUAUCCGAUUGUCUUAAAUGCUCAAAAUAUGACAGAUCACAUGUUUUAGGUGAACGAUUAGCAAGAAACUGGGAACUGGAGGUGAAUCGGCAUAAAUCAGGUCAAUCGGCCAGUUUAUUGAGGGCCUGUUUGCGUACAUUUGGACCACACUAUUUAUGCAUCGGAUUUUACAAUUUAUUUAUUCAUUGCAUUGUACGGAUGGCCAUACCGGUAACGUUGGGUCUAUUGGUUAGGUAUCUAAAAGAAAGUAAUGAGUCGGAAGACAAUGCUACCGACGGGCCGUUUGAUUGGACAUCGGCCAGGGCUAAAGUCUACUACUGUGCCGCUGCCAUAUGUCUUAUACAGUGUAUUAACAUUUAUGUGGCUCAUCCGUAUUUUUUUGAAAACUAUCGUAUGGGCAUGGAGGUCAGGGUGGCCAACUCAAAUCUAAUCUACAAUAAAGCCCUACGACUGUCUAACGGUGCUCUACGUCAUACAACAGUCGGUACUAUUGUCAACCUGUUAUCCAACGAUGUCAACCGUUUUGAUAUUAGUCUAGUCUAUGCACACUAUUUGAUAACCGGACCCAUACUGAUGGUCGUCUGUGUCGGACUGCUCUGGUAUUAUAUUGGUGCGUCGUGUUUGGCCGGUAUAGCCCUACUGAUCAUCUACAUACCGUUUCAGGGAUUGAUGGGCAAAUGGUUUUCAAAACUAAGAUCCAAGUCAUCGAUAUUAACAGAUGAAAGGCUACGGCUGAUGAACGAAAUAAUACCGGCAAUGCGUGUCAUCAAAAUGUAUGUCUGGGAGAAACCGUUUGGCCAGUUAGUCCAAGCGGCCAGGGUGUCCGAAAUAAAUAAAAUACACAUAGCAAUGGUACUUCGGUCAAUUAAUUUAUCCAUUUUUUAUAUAUCGGCCAAAUUGAUAACAUUUAUAUCGUUGAUUGUCUUCAUUGUCAACGGUAACGAACUGUCUGCCGAAAAUGUAUUCGUCAGCAUUGCCCUAAUCAAUCAGCUCCGGGAGGUUAUGACCCUAUUGUUUCCCUAUGCUAUAUCACUGUCAGCCGAAUCAAGUAUUUCGCUAAACAGGAUUCAAAAAUUUUUAUUAUCCGAAGAGUUUGAUGGCAAACAACAACAACUCAAAGACAGGACUAUCACUAAUACUACUAUUACUACUACUACUACUCCACCAACUAAUCAACAAUCGGCUGAUAAUGAAAUCAAUGACAAAUAUGUGGCCAUCUCUAAGACUAUCGACGAUGAAGACGACGACGACAACGAUUCGGAAGAAGAUGAAGAUCCGUAUAAAAUAACUGUUGACAACAUUUCGGCCGAAUUCGAGACUCGGGAAGGAGUUGUCCAACAAAUUCUAUCGGAUAUAUCGUUUACGGUUAGACCGCGUAAGCUGACCGUAAUUAUCGGUGCCGUCGGUUCCGGUAAAACAGCCGUACUGAUGGCCAUCUUGAACGAACUGAAACUUCAGCAGGGAUCAGUUUCGGUUAGCGGCCGACUCGGCUACGCUAGUCAGGAGUCGUGGAUUUUUGGCGGUACAGUCAGAGACAAUAUACUGUUCGGGAAGUCGUACGACGAGCGCAAAUUCAAACAAGUAGUCCAUGUGGCCGCACUGGAGGAAGAUAUGAAACAGUUGCCGUUUGGCGACCAGACUAUUGUCGGCGACAGAGGCGUAACGUUGAGCGGCGGCCAACGGGCUCGGGUAUCGCUGGCCCGUACGUUGUACAGUAAUCCUGAUUGCUAUCUAUUGGACGACCCGUUGUCGGCAGUCGAUUCGGCAGUGGCCAAACAUAUUUUCGAAAAGUGUAUAAAAGGUUAUUUGAAACGAAAUUGCGUGAUUCUGGUCACACAUCAGCUACAGUUUAUCAAAGCCGCCGACCAGAUAGUAGUACUAUCGCAGGGAAAGCUCCGGGCGAUUGGCAGCUAUACUGAUCUACUCAAAGAAGGUAUCGAUCUGAUCAAAUAUGCCGGCGAUACUGAGCUUCUCCGGCCCGAAGACGACCAAAACAAACAAUCGCAACACUUUUCGGACGUCCGUCGCCGGACAUCGUCCGUAUCGGAUAUAUUUGGCUCCCGAUUGCCAACAAUUUCAUCCAUGCAUUCGUUCGGCGACGACGGAGAUGUCGAUCUCGGAGUCGGUGGUGGCCGCGGCUCAGCCGGAGACGACAUCAUUGGUCAACAAAUACUGGCCAACAAAGAUAACGAAGAGUAUUCGGCCGAUCCGUCGCGGGCCGGCCAAACAUCGCCAAAAAUCUAUUGGACAUUUUUACGUGCCGGUGCCGGUUGGGUACUCCUACCGACACUGUUACUAUCAAACAUAUUGACUCAAGUAACGUUUACCGGCGGCGAGUAUUGGCUGUCACAGUGGACCAAAUAUCACGAAGACAAACAAAUAGCCAAAGAUACCGGUGCUGACCUCCAGGUAGAUACCAGUUGGAUGAUAUCCUACGAUGAAACCAUUAAUAUUGCCAUCUAUACGGCACUGGUUGUCGUGUGUUUUGUGUUUACCAUUACCCGAACGGUCUGUUUUUUUACUACAUGUAUGCGCGCAUCGGUACGCCUGCAUAAUAAAUUACUGGAAUCGGUUAUUCGGGCACCGAUAGCUUUUUUCGAUAGAUAUCCAAUAGGAAUGAUACUAAAUAGGGUUUCACGUGAUUUAGGUAUUAUCGAUGACCUGUUGCCGCCCACGGCUUUCGAUGCCAUUGAACUGUUAGCCGAAUGUCUGGCCAUUUUGGUACUCUGUGUAAUAGUCGACUAUUGGCUGGUCAUACCAUCUGUGGCGCUGAUCAUAUGCCUGAUGUUGGUCCGUCAGUUUGCAUUGGGAACUAUUAGGCGGCUCAAGAAAGUCGAGGGCACUGCCCGGACACCGAUAUUCAGUCAUUUGGCUUCGACACUGAGCGGUUUGGCCACUGUCCGAUCGUUUGGUAUGGAACGGGAGUUUUCGCGCAAGUAUGACAUCCUACAGGACAGACAUACCAACACCUACUUUAUGUUUAUGACAUGCAAUCGAUGGUUCGGUAUUGUCCUGGAUGAACUGUGUUUAGUAUAUAUUAUUGCCACUACUAUCCUAUUGGUGGCCAAUGUCGAAAACGGUAGCGCUAUCGGACUGACCCUAUCGCAAGCUAUACAAUUGACCGGUGGUUUUCAAUGGGCUAUUCGCCAGUCGGCCGAAGUCGAGACUCAGAUGACUUCAGUCGAAAGAGUGGCCGAACUUCGUAAGAUUGACCGCGAAUUUGAAAGUGAUGUCAAACCGCCGGAAGAUUGGCCAAAAACUGGACAAAUAGUUAUGCAAGACGUUUGCCUAAAAUAUGGCGAAUCGGCCGAUCCGGUACUGAAAAACUUGAAUCUGGUUAUCAAUGGCGGCGAAACUGUGGGCAUUGUCGGCCGUACCGGUGCCGGCAAAUCAUCCAUCAUUGCCACACUGUUUCGUAUGACACCGCCGUCAGGACUGAUCGAAAUCGACGGCAUCGAUACCGCGUCAAUCAGUUUGGCUUCGUUGAGACGAAACAUAUCGAUCAUACCUCAGGAACCGAUACUAUUUACCGAAACUGUCCGCAAAAAUCUCGAUCCGUUUGGCGAAUGUGACGAUUCAUUCAUUUGGGAAGUACUUGAAAAAGUUCAACUAAAAGACACUAUCAAUAGGUUUCCUCAGAAACUGGAUCAACGUAUUAGCGAAAGUGGCGGCAGUUUUAGUGUCGGCCAAAAACAGCUAAUAUGUUUGGCCAGAGCUAUAUUGCGCAACAAUAAGAUACUGGUCCUCGACGAGGCUACUGCUAAUGUUGAUCCACAAACCGAUGCCCUGAUUCAGGACACCAUACGUAACGAGUUUAGCAACUGUACUAUACUGACAAUAGCUCAUCGGUUGCACACAAUUAUGGACUACGAUAAGGUACUGGUGCUCGAUGCCGGCCGAUUGGCACAGUUCGAUGCACCACAUAAUCUGGUACAGGACAGGGACGGCAUAUUUGCACAGAUGAUCGAAACUACUGGCCAUCAAAUGGAGCAUCACUUGAAACAGAUUGCAUUGAAAGCCUAUAUUAGAAAAAUUCAGUAA